AUGGCAAGAUGCCCCACUCUGUCCUCUAGCCACAACCAAGACCACAGUGGACAGUGGACAGCAGCGUGGACCUUCCUGUGUAAGAUGCCAAUCAUCCUGUGGCUGCUGCUGUCGGACACCUCCCUGCCUACUGUGAGGGGCCAGACCACAGUUCCUCUGGAAACAGUGAAGCUGUGGGCCGAUACCUUCGGCAGGAAUCUGUACAACACGGUGACCAGAUAUUCAGGCUCCCUCCUGCUGCAGAAGAAGUACAAGGAUGCAGAACCCAGUCUGAAGAUCAAAGAGGUGGAUGGCUUGGAGCUGGUGAAGAAGUUCUCAGAGGACAUGGAGACCAUGCUUCGGAGGAAAGUCGAGGCUGUUGAGAGCCUGGUGGAGGCCGCUGAGGAGGCUGACCUGAAUCAUGAGUUCAAUGCAUCUCUGGUGUUUAACUACUACAACUCGGUACUAAUCAAUGAGAAGGAUGACAAGGGCAACUAUGUGGAGCUGGGAGCUGAGUUUCUUCUCGAGUCCGACGCGCACUUCAGCAACCUGAGGGUGAAUGUCUCCAUGAGCAGCGUUCAACUGCCCACCAACGUGUACAACAAAGACCCAGACAUUUUAAAUGGCGUCUAUAUGUCCGAAGCCCUGAACCCCGUGUUUGUGGAGAACUUUCAGAGAGACCCUACAUUGACAUGGCAGUAUUUUGGCAGCUCAACUGGGUUCUUCAGGAUCUAUCCAGGAAUAAAGUGGAUGCCUGAUGAAAACGGAGUCAUCACCUUCGACUGCAGAAACCGUGGCUGGUACAUACAAGCUGCCACGUCUCCCAAAGACAUCGUAAUUCUGGUGGACAUGAGCGGCAGCAUGAAGGGGCUGAGGAUGGCUAUCGCCAAGCACACCAUUACCACCAUAUUGGACACCCUGGGAGAGAACGACUUUGUGAACAUCAUCGCGUACAAUGACUACGUCCACUACAUUGAGCCCUGCUUCAAAGGCAUCCUUGUCCAAGCAGAUCGAGACAACCGAGAGCAUUUCAAGCAGUUGGUGGAUGAGCUGAUGGUCAAAGGUGUGGGUGUCGUGAGUCAAGCCCUAAUUGAAGCUUUCGAGAUCCUGAAACAGUUCCAAGAGUCCAAACAAGGAAGUCUCUGCAACCAGGCCAUCAUGCUUAUCACCGAUGGGGCUGUGGAAGACUAUGAGCCCGUGUUUGAGACCUAUAACUGGCCAGACCGAAAGGUCCGAGUUUUCACUUACCUUAUUGGAAGAGAAGUGACUUUCGCUGACCGCAUGAAGUGGAUCGCCUGCAACAAUAAAGGCUACUACACACAGAUCUCCACACUGGCGGAUGCACAGGAGAGCGUGAUGGAGUACCUGCAUGUGCUUAGCCGCCCCAUGGUCAUCAACCAUGACCACGACAUCAUCUGGACAGAGGCUUACAUGGACAGCCGGCUCUUCACCUCAGAGGCACAGAGCCUGAUGCUCCUCACCACAGUGGCCAUGCCUGUCUUCAGCAAAAAGAAUGAAACAAGAUCCCAUGGCAUUCUCCUGGGUGUGGUGGGCUCUGACGUGACCCUAAGAGAGCUCAUGAAGCUAGCACCCCGAUAUAAGCUUGGGGUGCANGGNUAUGCCUUCUUGAACACUAACAAUGGCUACAUCCUCUCUCAUCCUGACCUCCGACCUUUGUACAGAGAAGGCAAGAAGCUGAGACCCAAACCCAACUACAACAGUGUGGACCUCUCAGAAGUGGAGUGGGAGGACCAAGCUGAAAUCCUGAGGACCGCCAUGAUCAAUGGGGAAACCGGGUCUCACUCCAUGGACGUGAAGGUGCCACUGGACAAAGGGGGUAUUGAUCUCCACCAGGACUGCUGUGGGUCCUACUGCCCCAUCAGGCACACUGGGAAUAUCAGCCUGCANGACUUGCUUCAUCCGGAUCUGACCCUGGCCAGUGACUGGAUCUACUGUAUCACAGAUAUCGACCCGGACCACCGGAAACUCAGCCAACUGGAAGCUGUGGUUCGUUUCCUGACAGGGGUGGAUCCAGACCUGGAGUACCAUUCUCAUCUCCCCAGUCCUCUGACCAACUGUGCUGACCCAAGCCUGGUGCUGUGUCUGGNUAUGGAUAGUGCCAGUGAAGACCACAUUGCCACAUACCCUCCGGCUGUGGCAAUGCUACNACCNUACGCCCUUAAAGAGUCAGAACCUGGCGUGGACGUAGCCUUCCUGGGAACCCGGGCUGGCCUUCUAAGGAGAAGCUUGUUCGUAGGCUCCGAGAAAGUCUCCGACAGAUCUGCCAGGGAGCCAGACAAAAGAAAUCACCUAGACCCAAAGGAAGUGUACUUUGUUGCCAAUACAGUCUGCAUGCUCCGGCUGGAUAGCCCAGGCAAGCCAGUGGCUGUAAGGGCCAGCACAGCAGUAACUGUGACCGUGGAUGGGAAGACGGCCAUUGCAGCAGACAGACAGCUCUCAUGCCACAGACGAGAUCUGCUUCUGAUCUUCAUGCUCACCCUCGGGGUCCCCCAUCAGCGGCUGGCGCUUCUUGAGCUCACGGUGGUACUUGGCCAUGAGAGACGCGUAGAUGCAGCCGUAAGCAGCGGCCACCACCAUCAUGAUGCAGACAAUGCCACACACGACCCCGGCGAUGAUCACUGUGCCAAUGGCUCGCCGCACACUCACAGGCCGGUUGCAGUCACACUCCCACGGGUUGUCCCCNACCUGAAGCAGCUGCAGGCUUGCCAGGGGCUCGAACGUCAGCCGGUCCAGGCUCUGCAGACGAUUGGAGCGGAGGGACAAGGAGCGNAGAGCCAGGAGCCCAUCAAAAAGCCCCGGGGGCAGCUGGGCCAAGCCGUUGAUAGACAAAUCCAGAUGUCGAAGAUGGAAGAAAUCCAGCAAACCUCUCCGGGCUGGGACCUGGGGGAUGUGUUGAGGCAGUUGGGGAGUGAAGGAUUGGCGCAGCAGACAGAUGCAGCCACACAACAGUGCAACGCUGUAGAGGGGCCGUGGCUGAAGAGCUGCGAGGACACUGAUCUCGACUGCUUCGUCAUAGACAACAAUGGCUUUGUCCUGAUCUCAGAGAGACCCCACGAGAUGGGAAGACUUCUGGGGGAAGCGGAUGGUGCUCUNAUGAAGCAACUUCUCAGCAUGGGGGUGUUCAGCCGUGUGACCAUGUAUGACUACCAGGCCAUGUGCAAGCCCCCAGAUCAUCACCACAGUGCGGCCGAAUCCCUGUUCAGUCCUCUCUCUGCCUUCUUGAUGGUGGCCAGGUGGCUACUGCACGAAUGUCUCCUGUUCCUGUUAGAGUGGAGUGCCUGGGGAUCUUGGCAGGACAAAGGGUCAGAGGCCAAAUCUGUCUUCCAUCAAUCCCACAAGCACAAGAAGCAGGACCUGCUGCACCCCUGUGACACAGAGUACCCAGUGUUCGUGCAUCAGACGGCCAUCCAGGAAGCCAACAGCAUCAUCGAGUGUGGGGGCUGCCAGAAGUAA
Molecule: messenger RNA, 3453 nt
Organism: Mus caroli (Ryukyu mouse)
Lineage: Eukaryota; Metazoa; Chordata; Mammalia; Rodentia; Muridae
Source: RefSeq, a predicted model, not a curated record